UGGCGGGAAACCAAAGCUGAAAACCUAAAUGAGCUGAAGCAACACUUGAAAGAAGAAUAGAGCAAAGUUCCUCCACCAUGUGGUGAGAAAUGGGUCAUGCUUAGAUGGAUUUUUGGACCAUACUUUUGCAGCAAUGUAGGAUCUUCUGCUCUGGUUUGGAGUUUAAAAGGUCAGUAUGUAAACUGAGGCCCUGCAGCCAUCUGAUGAUGUCAGAGAGGUGUUGAUAGGCUUUGUUCUUGAGAAUAUGAGACAGGAAAAAGUCUUUGUUCAGCUUUUGUUAGACAGAAUGACAUGUUUUGCUUUUGUUUUCCAGUUUAAUUCAUUUCUGCUCAUUUAUUUUCUCUGAAUGACUUUCAGUGUUUCUUUGUGUCUUUGCAGGCUGAAGAUGCAAAUCUGUUCCUUUUUUUUCAUGUCAUCUAUUUUUUUCAUUUCCCCCUACAGCUCCCUCCGGUCAUUCCAUGGGAAAAACUUUUCCUACGGUCCUGGGAGAAAUCCAGUUAUUUUAGGAAAAUACGUCACUGCUUUGAGCUGCAGCCCAGAAACUCUGCCUCAUUUCCACCAGCUUUGCUUCUUUUCUCCCUGUCUGGACUUGUUGCGCGUUGUUUACCUCCCCGUCAGAGUCACGCUGCUCCCAAACUGUACAAUACAGUAACGCUCCUCUCCAUGUUCGUCCCCGUUUUCAUGCCCGGUGCAACACGCCUGCGGCAGCGCACGCGGCUCAGACGUGACACAUCUCACCAGCCGUGCCCAACUUGUGGAGCAGCUUGGCGGCAUUCAGGGCUGUUGAGAAAACGAGGUUCGGUCUUGAAGCGUGACAUUGCAGCGCAUCUUCUCCUUGCACCCCCCUCGCCCCUUAUUUCUCCGUCAUGGAUGGAUGAAAGAAUGAAUGAAAAGAGGAAAACGAAGCGCUAAGCCACAGUGAGAGCGUGCUCAACACGUCAGCUCGGGGAGGGCAAAGCCUGCUUAAAAUGCAGUGAAUGUGACAGCCGAGCCGAUAGUCCAGACUACAGCGGAAAGGUGAGCGUGGAGAGGUGGGGGCACUAACAUGCCAACGGUACGAGCUUACCCGCAGACGUGACAAAGAAAAGAAAAGAAAAGAAAAGAAAAGAAAGAAAAAAAAGAGGAAGACACGCGGAGACGCUCAGUUGGUUUCCUAAGACGCGCGGAGGUGUCGGAGGGGGAACAGAGAGGACUGAGGUGCGGGAAGCGUCGCCCUUGUCUGGGGGGGAAAGAUGACAGUGGUGCCCGGAGAGAACCUGGAUGAGACUGUGGCACUGGCCGCGCUGUCAGUCCAGGAUGUGUACGACCCGGAGAGAGCCGAGAACCAGGAGUGCUGCGAGCGGGUGGUCAUCAACAUCUCCGGGCUGCGCUUCGAGACGCAGCUGAAGACGCUCGCCCAGUUCCCCUCCACCCUGCUGGGGGACCCGCGCAAGAGGAUGCGCUUCUUCGACCCGCUGAGGAACGAGUAUUUCUUCGACAGGAACCGACCCAGCUUCGAUGCCAUCCUCUACUACUACCAGUCCGGGGGGCGUCUCCGGAGACCCGUCAACGUGCCGGUGGACAUUUUCAUGGAGGAGAUCAAAUUUUAUGAACUGGGCGAGGAGGUGAUUGAGAAUUUUAAGGAGGACGAGGGGUUUAUUAAGGAGGAAGAGCGGCCGCUGCCAGAGAACGAGUUCCAGCGACAGGUUUGGCUCCUGUUCGAGUACCCGGAGAGUUCCGGACCCGCCAGAGGCAUCGCCAUAGUCUCCGUGCUGGUCAUCCUCAUCUCCAUCGUCAUUUUCUGCUUGGAGACUUUACCUGAGUUCAGAGAGGAGGCUAGAACGAUUGACGAGCUGUUGGUUGUGAACGGAACCGCGCGUGCAAAGAAGCCAAACCCGUUUACAGAUCCCUUUUUCAUCGUGGAGACGCUCUGCAUCAUCUGGUUCUCCUUCGAGCUGCUGGUCAGGUUCCUUGCAUGCCCGAGCAAGCCCGCGUUCUUCAAGAACAUCAUGAAUACCAUCGACAUCGUGGCCAUCAUGCCCUACUUCAUCACGCUGGGGCUCGAGCUGGCGGAGCACCAGGGGAACGGGCAGCAGGCCAUGUCGCUGGCCAUCCUGAGGGUCAUCCGUCUGGUCCGGGUUUUCCGGAUCUUCAAGCUCUCCAGACAUUCCAAAGGGCUGCAGAUCCUCGGUAAGACACUGCAGGCCAGCAUGAGGGAGCUGGGACUGCUUAUAUUCUUCCUCUUCAUCGGGGUCAUCCUCUUCUCCAGCGCGGUGUACUUCGCAGAGACCGAUGACCCGGAUUCGGGCUUCAGCAGCAUCCCAGACGCGUUCUGGUGGGCGGUGGUGUCCAUGACAACAGUGGGCUACGGGGACAUGUGCCCGGUCACCAUCGGGGGUAAGAUCGUGGGCUCCCUGUGCGCCAUCGCCGGGGUGUUAACCAUCGCGCUUCCGGUGCCGGUCAUCGUGUCCAAUUUCAAUUACUUCUACCAUCGGGAGACAGAGCACGAGGAGCAGUUCCAGUACACGCACGUGACCUGCGGCCAGCAGCAGCCGGCGUUCGGGGAAUUUAAAAGGAGCGACAGCAAGCCGUCCCUGUCCAAAUCCGACUAUCUGGACAGCGACGACGCGGACUCCAUCAAGUACACCAACUGCAGCCCUCACAAAGCCUUCACCGGGAAGCUGACUGACGUCUGAGUGCAGCUGGGAAUGACGCAUCCGCUGCGCGCGGAGGGACCCCCUGGGCGCAAACACAUGUGCUCUGGUUUGAGUUUAGACUGGAACUCCUAAUUUUGCCAUCAAAAGGAAUAAUUUCAAGCAGAGGACGGAUAGAAGAUUUCACACGUUUCUCCCUGAAAGUGUCUUCCACGCGUGCCAUGAGUCAGAAAAAGAAAGAGAGAAAAAGCUUAAAAAUUAUGCGCAUAUGUAGCACUUUGUCAUUUAUAAAUCUUAGUAAAACUUUCCAGAUGCAGGUUUAAGGUUUACUUUUGCUUUUCUGUCUGUCCGAAGCAGAAAUUCAACACAGGACCAAAUUCAGACUAAAACAGGAGGCGCGUGUCUGCUAUCAUGCUACACCAGGAUGCAGCUCAGUGGUGGAUCACAGUCACGAGUGACGAGAAUUUCAUUUUAGUUUCAUCUUAUCUGUUAAAACAGGUUUCAGUUCCAUCAGUCUGGCAGACAGAGUGCAGGGCGAGCUGCUCCUCGCGCUGCAGGAGACAACGUUCCAAAUCGGGCCCAGCUUCUCACGAGCCAAUAGUGCCACCGCGUGGAAGAGGGCGCGCCCUGCGUGUUUUCAGCAGAUGCAGUUUCUAUAGCAACCUUCCAGACUUUUCUGAAUUGUCUGCCACAGCAAUGAACGGACGCAAGCUAGAACUGGAGAGGUCACAAAACCACCAUGUUGUGGAAGCCUCCAUGUUGUCUGAUUCCACCAGCUGGAACAUCUCCUCCUCUGACCUGCUUUCCCCUCAAACAACAAUAAAAUCU
Messenger RNA from Melanotaenia boesemani (Boeseman's rainbowfish), 3461 nucleotides. RefSeq names its product shaker-related potassium channel tsha2-like. Gene Ontology annotation, biological process: potassium ion transmembrane transport; protein homooligomerization. Lineage: Eukaryota; Metazoa; Chordata; Actinopteri; Atheriniformes; Melanotaeniidae. Bases 1233 to 2675 code for a protein of 480 amino acids. The transcript is spliced from 2 exons. Gene Ontology annotation, molecular function: delayed rectifier potassium channel activity; protein binding. Gene Ontology annotation, cellular component: membrane; voltage-gated potassium channel complex. The record is from RefSeq and is a predicted model, not a curated record.